Messenger RNA from Engraulis encrasicolus (European anchovy), 1101 nucleotides. RefSeq names its product melanocortin 5a receptor (gene mc5ra). Gene Ontology annotation, biological process: adenylate cyclase-activating G protein-coupled receptor signaling pathway; regulation of metabolic process. The coding region runs from base 1 to 1101 and encodes 366 amino acids. The record is from RefSeq and is a predicted model, not a curated record. Gene Ontology annotation, molecular function: melanocortin receptor activity. The transcript is spliced from 4 exons. NCBI's taxonomy places the organism in Eukaryota, Metazoa, Chordata, Actinopteri, Clupeiformes, Engraulidae. Gene Ontology annotation, cellular component: cytoplasm; plasma membrane.
AUGAAUGGCUCUGAGACCACCACGCUCCCCUUCCUAGCCUUGAGCACCUGGCUCAACUCCUCCCACCUCCCCAGCAAUGUCUCCUUCUCGCCCUCCCCCACCACCGCCAAGCCCAAGGCCUGUGAGCAACUCAACAUCGCAACCGAGGUCUUCCUGACGCUGGGCAUCAUCAGCCUGCUGGAGAACAUCCUGGUCAUCUGGGCCAUCGUCAAGAACAAGAACCUGCACUCGCCCAUGUACUUCUUCGUCUGCAGCCUGGCAGUGGCGGACAUGCUGGUGAGCGUGUCCAACGCCUGGGAGACCAUCGUCAUCUACAUGCUGGCCAAUCGGCAGCUGGUGGUGGACGACCACCUGACGCAGCAGAUGGACAACGUCUUCGACUCCAUGAUCUGCAUCUCCGUGGUCGCCUCCAUGUGCAGCCUCCUGGCUAUCGCUGUGGACCGGUACGUGACCAUCUUCUACGCGCUGCGCUACCACAACAUCAUGACGGUGCGGCGCGCCUCCUUCAUCAUCGCCGGCAUCUGGACCUUCUGCACGGGCUGCGGCAUCGUCUUCAUCGUCUACUCGGACUCCACCUCGGUGGUGGUGUGCCUGGUGUCCAUGUUCUUCGCCAUGCUGGUGAUGAUGGCCUCGCUCUACAGCCACAUGUUCAUGCUGGCGCGCUCGCACGUCAAGCGCAUCGCCGCGCUGCCCGGCUACAACUCCAUCCACCAGCGCGCCAGCAUGAAGGGCGCCAUCACCCUCACCAUCCUGCUGGGCAUCUUCGUGGUGUGCUGGGCGCCCUUCUUCCUGCACCUGAUCCUGAUGAUCUCCUGCCCGCACAACAUCUACUGCGUCUGCUUCAUGUCGCACUUCCACAUGUACCUCAUCCUCAUCAUGUGCAACUCCAUCAUCGACCCGCUCAUCUACGCCUUCCGCAGCCAGGAGAUGCGCAAGACCUUCAAGGAGAUCAUCUGCUGCUACAGCCUGAGGAACGUCUUCGAGAACGUGCUGACGCUGCCCAUGACGGAGCGGACGGGACACAACCAGGUCAGCGACACGCAAGCGCCGGCACAGGCGCAGGCACAGGUGGCUGCCAGGAACGACGCCAAGAGGACGUGA